AUGGUACAACGACCGGUUGCACCGAGACGUAAUGUCAGGAUACUCCUGAUCGGCGAUCAAGGAGUCGGCAAGACCUCCCUGAUUCUGUCGUUGGUCAGCGAGGAGUAUGCUGAGGACGUUCCUAAGAAGGCUGAAGAAAUUACAAUACCUGCUGAUGUUACGCCUGAGCAGGUUCCCACACACAUUGUUGAUUAUUCUGCUACGGAGCAGACGGAUGAUCAGCUGAAAGAAGAAAUUCAAAAAGCCCAUGUAAUUUGUGUAGUUUAUGCUGUCGAUGACGAUGACACACUUGACAGGGUUGCUAAUUACUGGUUACCGCUUAUCAGAAAGUACUCCUCCAGCAAUAGAUGUCCUGUGGUGCUGGUUGGAAAUAAAAUAGAUCUUGUUGACUACUCAAAUAUUGAAGCGUACCACGCGAUUAUGAAGGAGUUUUCGGAGGUUGAAAGUUGCAUUGAGUGCUCUGCUAAAACGUUACAAAAUAUUUCCGAAAUGUUUUAUUAUGCACAAAAAGCUGUACUUCAUCCUACAACCCCACUUUACAAUGACAGUACACAAGAACUUACUGAAGAAUGUAAGGUCGCUUUACAAAGAAUAUUUAAAAUAUGUGACUUUGACAAUGACGGUUUAUUAAAUGACUUGGAGCUAAAUGCUUUUCAACAAUCGUGUUUUAAUACACCACUGCAGCCACAAGUACUUGAAGACGUCAAGGCAGUUCUUUCAAAAAAUAUCAGCGAUGGUACUUGCAACGGCUGUGUUACUAUGAAAGGUUUCAUGUAUUUGCAGUGUUUAUUUAUACAACGUGGGAGAAAUGAAACAACAUGGGCUGCUUUGAGAAAAUUCGGCUAUGACAAUGAAUUACAAAUGUCUAAAGAGUAUAUUCACCCCCCCUUGAAAGUACCGCAAGGAUGUACAACGGAGUUGUCUCACAAGGGACAAGAAUUUUUAACAAUAUUGUUUAUGCAGCAUGAUAGAGAUCGUGACGGUGCUUUAUCACCCUCUGAGAUGGAAUCAUUGUUUUCGCGUUGCGUAACUCCGCCAUGGGGAGAUGAGUAUAAAUAUACAGUAGCGACUAAUGAGAAGGGUUGGAUAACUUAUCAAGGAUACAUGUGUCAAUGGGCACUAAUAACUCUAACCAAUGUACGUAAAACACUCGAAUACAUGGCGUAUCUCGGUUAUAAUAUAUUUAAUGAUGAAUGUCAAACGAGUGCAGUGACUGUUACAAGAGAGAAAAAAUUAGAUCUCGCUAAAAAGCAGUCCAGUCGUAAUGUUUACACUUGUCAUGUAAUUGGACCAAAGAGUAGUGGUAAAACGACACUGUGCAGAAGUUUUGUUGAUCCUAAACUUGAGAAAUUAAAGAAUGAUAAUGUACCAUCGAAUGCAAAUGUAACGGCAAAUACAGUACACGUUUAUGGCCAAGAAAAAACAAUUAUUUUACGGGAUAUAAAUAUAAUGAACGUUCAAGAUGCCUUGACUCCCGCACAAAUUCAAUGUGAUGCAGCAGCACUUGUAUAUGAUGCAAGUAAUCCCAAAUCUUUUGAAUACAUUGCGCGAAUUUACAUUAAAUAUUUUGCUGAUAGCAAAAUACCUGUAUUAAUAAUAGCGAAUAAAAGUGAUUUGUCAGAAAUCAAACAAGAGUAUUUACUGCAACCAGCAAGCUUUUGUAACAAGUACAAAUUGAUGCCACCGCAGCCGUACAGUGUUACGCGAAUAGUUAGGCCUGAAAUAUUUGUUAAAUUAGCAACAAUGGCAGCAUUUCCCACUUUUCGACGUAUGGUCCACAUGUUGCUUGACAAUCCUUCACCAAGUCAAUGGUGGAGUUCUUUUACAAGACACAUGAAGCAGUUCGGAUUGAUGCAAGGCGACUCAGUAGUUUGGUGGAAAGCUGGAUUAGGACUUGCAGCAGCUACCGUUGCUGGUUUUAUUAUGAUGAAAGUCUUCAAUUCAGAAAAAAGAUAG
Cotesia congregata is the source of this 1956-nucleotide messenger RNA. Lineage: Eukaryota; Metazoa; Arthropoda; Insecta; Hymenoptera; Braconidae. The record is from the annotation of a GenBank genome assembly.